UGCAGCGGAGUUUGACAAGCGGCCCAACUCCCAGCAGGAGCUGCCUUGAUAAACAAACGUCAAUUGAAGUGUGCUGAUUGCUGGUCCCUCUUGCAAUCCCUCUGCAGCCUGAAUCUCGUGUGCACGACGGCUCUCCAGCGCCGAAGCAUGAGCGAGUGACGACGAGGCACUGCAGACACGCCAUUCACCGCCGCGGCGAAGCUCCCCCCUCGUAUCCCCCAACAGACGGGCAGCCAGCAUGGCCGAAGAAGAGAAGACGGGCAGCAUGGCCGAGGACAAGGACCUCGACCCGUCCGAGUUUGUGCAGCACAUCCGGCAGCUCGGGGCCCAGCGCGACCAGCAGGACCUCGACCGGGUCAGGAGACUGGAGGAGGAGCUGAUCAAGGGCAAGAGCGAGAGGAUGGCGCGGAGAGCCGAACGCGCGCGCUCCAUCUCCCCAGACAAGCCCGCGACACCACAGUCGGUGAGCGCCGCCGCCAGCCCUCGCACCGUCCAGGACAAGGCCGCCAGCACGCCCACGCCGGCCAUGAGCCCGCCCCCGCUCGACGCCAUGCACGACGACGCAGAAGCAAAGAAGCCCGCCACCAGCGCCGCCGCCCUGGGCCGCUCGGGCACUCUCUCGUGGAAGCAGCGCCCGCAGUCUGGCAGUGGGCGUCGGCCUCUCUCCAUGGCCGCCUCGUCACGCGACACGUCGGAGCCACCUUCCCCAGAACGCAGCCCCUCGCGCGCGUCUGUGGCCCAGUCGCUGGACACGCGCUCGCCGUCGCCGUCCUCACGCGCCAACUCGGGCCGCAACAGCGCCGUCCUCAGCAACCGCUUCUCCUCCAACACGUCGCUCUCGGGCGGCGACGCCGAUGGGCCCGCCCCGACACGCUCGCCCAUGCCCACGCUGGACUCGCAGAAGUUUGCCCCGCCCACGACGGCCGCCGAUGCGACAGACGGCGGCGACGGGGCAGGCUCGUCACGCGCCCUCGCCAUGUCGCCGACCCAGGGCCGCAUCUCCCCCGAGCGCGAGCGCCCCACGACGCCCGGCCGCCCCGCCUCGCCGACCAAGGGCAUGGGCGGCUUCGUCCAGAGCGCCAUGCUCAAGCGCAGCGACAGCGUCAGCAAGCGCUGGAGCACCCAGACCCCACCCGUCCUGAACCGCCAGAACUCGACGCUGAGCAGCCGCGGGAGCGUCGCGGGCGGCCUCGGCACCCUCCCCAAGAUGGAGCGCCCCAACAGCCUGACCAGAGACAACUCGCUCGAGUCGACCUCGCGCCCCACGUCCAGCUCGAGCAACCUCACCGUCACCAGGGACGCCACGCCCAAGGACGAGUUCGUCAAGCCUGCCCUCCCCCACCGCCACAGCCGCAGCAAGUCUGUCGCCUCCAACUUCAGCGAGUACGACCACUCCCAGGAUGACGCCCCGCCCACGCCCUCCCGACGCUGGAGUCCGAACAAGUCGAGUUGGCUGGAGAGCGCGCUGAACAAGCCUGAGUCGCCCAAGAUGAAGCCACAGGCCCCGCCGCCGCCCCAGCCAGCAUGGAUGACCGAGAUCAACCGCAUCAAGCAGCAGCGGAGCAGCGUCGACCUGGGCAGAGGCAGUCCCCUCCACAGCCCGUCGCUCUCAGGCCGCUCGUCGCCCGUCAAGGACUUUGCAUCUGGCCGCAUCUCGCCGAUGAAGGAGCUGAGUUCGGGUCGCACGUCGCCCGUGAAGGAGCUGGGGUCUGGUCGAACUUCUCCUAUCAAGGAGUUCCAACUGCGGCCUGCCAGCGCCCGCAACUUCGAGUUCCCCCCCAAGGAGCCCAAGGAGCAGACGCCCAAGAAGGUGGAGGAGCAACCAUCGAAGAAGCUGGAAGAUCUGACGCCCAAGAAGCUCGAAAAGCUAUCAGAGCCGUUCUCCACCCCCAAUCCCUUGAUAUCGCCCAAACCGUCUAUCAUCGGAAAGAAGGAGGAGGUCAGAGAGCCAGAAAAGACACCCUCAAGACCCGAGUCUGUGCUGUCACCCACCUCCGUCGUAGGCGAGGAUCAGCCGUCAAAAGACCAUCUCACACUUGCCACAGAAGUACCGCAAACAUCAUCCGACGAGAUAUCAACACCGACCAACUCGAAGCCCGUCGCGUCCCGUUUUGCACGAGACUCGCCGCGUCUGGUACCGGCAGUGAAACCCAAGUCGACAACUCCUCCCAAGAAGGACUUCCGCGCGGGUCUAAAGUCGCGACAGCAGCCCACAACAGACACCCCCAAGAAUGAGAACAGCUCGGAGCUCCAGAACGUCUUUGGCAAGCUGAGGAGGGCCGAGACGAAAAACUACGUCGCACCAGACCCUCUCAAAGACAACAUACUGCGCGGCAAAGAAGCCCUCAACGUGACUGGUGGCCCUAAACCAACCGUACGUCGCGACGAGUUCCGUCAGAGCCUGAUCAUCACAAAGGAGGCCAUGUUGGAGAAAGCCAAGGAGAGCGGCUCAACUCUCGGGAGGUCGGAUAGCAUCUCCCAGCCAGCUGAGACACCCGAAGCGAUUGCAAUCCGCGAAAAGCUCACUCGGUCAGACAGUACGUCGAGGCCUCCCUCGCCACAGAAACAGCAAUCCACACCUGAAGCGAUAGCCAGGAAGAAGAGUCUCAGGACAAGCGUCAGACCUGUCAUGGCCGAUCUCGUCCCGCAGCCGGCUCCGCUCUUUGCGGCGAAAGAGCCCGCCAAAGCAAGCAAGCUGGCGGAUCGAUUCAAUCCCGCGCUCGCCAGUAUGCUGGCUCGAGGCCCAGCGCCCCUGAACACCACCAAGUCGCCGUCAAACGGCACGCCAACCGAGUCUGCCACCACACCCGCACAGGGCGAGAAAGGGGGACCUGCCCCAGAACUGCAGCACAUGACCAAAGACCGGGCUCGCGGACCAAAGAGAAGGGCACCGCGCGCAAAAGAGGCUGCGGCUGAAGCGGAGAAAGCUCCAGAAAAGGUGACUACCACUGCUGCUGUCCCUUUGGCCCAGCCUGUCCGCGUACUUUCCAGCUCUGAGCCUCCCAAAACUGACGGACCACUAGAGGAGCUCCCAGUAAGGAGAUUGGCGACAAAGCAGUCCUUUGCGGAGAGGCCUGCAACGCCUGCGAAGUCAGCACGCGUGGCGUCUGGAAAUUUCGGAAAGCCAUCGACCCCGGAGCUGCCCAGGAAGCCGUCGAUGGCGGAUUUGUCGAGGAGAGUUUCUGGGCUCCAGGGGUCUUCGCAAUCGCCCCGGCCAGAAUCUAUUGGAUCGCCCAGAGCUUCGCCUGUAAUCUCUAAGAGAUCAUCUUCUAUAGAACUGUCUAGGAGGAUUUCUGGACUGCAUGGAUCUCCACAAUCACCCAGACAACCGCCUGUAAUCUCGAAGAGGUCGUCAUCAAUAGAAUUGUCUAGGAGAGUAUCGGGGCUUCAGGGACCCCAGCCAGAGUUAGUUGGGUCACCCCGAAUGUCUUCACCGGGAAUCCCUAGGAAGCCAUCGAUGAUCGAACUGUCUAGGAGGGUGUCGGGACUCUCAGGACCUCCACAAUCGCCCCGGCCGGAGUCGAUUGGAUCGCCCAAGCUAUCGUCUCCUGAAAUAUCGAGAAAGCCGGCCUCACUGGUAUCAGAUAGGAAGAGUUCUGGCGCGCAGUUUACACCACAGAGGUCUUCACUGUCCUCGCAAUCAUCGUCUCCCUCGUCAGUGGUAAACAUAAUCUCGAAGCCAUCAUCUCCGUCGGUGCUGAACAUGAAACCGUCGUCUCCAUCACCAGCAGCACUGUCAAUGUUCCAGCCAAAACCAACCAUAGCGCCAAAGCCAGCGCCUCCAUCGCCAUCAGUAGUAUCGUCGAGAUUCUCGCGGCCACUACCCACACUUCCAUCAAAGCCAUCCAUAGAACUCCCGAAACUAACAGCGCCCACGGAUAUGCCGCCGUCUGAUACUGAGACGUCGCCCACGACAUCUACCAUUUCUGUAAAGAGUGCUUCGUCCAUGUGGGGCAGGCAGCCGUCUCCUGCUCCGAAGGGAAAAUUCCCGAUCAAACUGCCUACCCGCGCAGAUGAACGCGCCGCCAUGCAGGACGCUGGUCUUAUCCGAUCACCUCAACCAGAAGCACUCGAAACAAAGCCCCUGCCCCCUAAACCUCUAGAACACAAGCCCAAACCGGCUGGUCUUGGAUUCAUGGGUGGGCUUGGUAGCCUCGUGGCAGCGAGGUCUCGUGAAUCUAGCCCGCAACUGACCAAGGACCUCCCCGCGUCGCCGCCGCCAAGCGCAGGCAGGCCGCAGUCGGAGUCUUCUAAAGCACCACCUGCGCCUGAGAAGCCGACCGGCAUGUUUGCGGAGUUUUUCGACGACGCUCCAGUGACCGAGGGGCAGCUAGCAGACAACAUCGAUACAGAGCACAUACUCAAGUCGCCGCCCCUUGACCUGGGACCCGGCGGCAAGAUCCGCACCGUGCGCAAGGAAAUGUUGAAGGUAACUGUCGACGGCAGGCUUUCACCGGUGCACGUGCAAGAGGAGCAUGUUCUGUUCCGUGAGUGUAUGUAUCUGUGCACGCACGUAUACGGAGAUUCCAAGGGCGCAAGGCAUACAGAUGUGUAUCUUUGGGCAGGCAAUGGUGUUGCAGAAUCCACACUCGAAGACGCGCAGACGUUUGCGAAGAACCACGCUCGACACCAGCAAGGCAGGCUCCUCGUCGUGCGACAGGGCCACGAGACGCCAAACUUCUUCGAGGCCCUCGGUGGGAUCCUCAUGACACGCCGCGGAUCGAAGCCAGAGUCUACGGAGUUCAUGCUGUGCGGCCGUCGCCACCUUGGUCAUCUCGCAUUCGAUGAAGUCGACUACUCGCUGAAGAGCCUAUGCUCCGCCUUCCCGUACCUCAUCUCGACCAGCACCGGCAAAGUGUUCCUCUGGAAGGGCCGCGGAUGUUCUGCCGAAGAGCUAUCGGGCGCACGACUCAUGGGCAUGGAUCUCGCGCCCACCGGCGACUUUGUCGAAGUCGACGAAGGCUCCGAGCCAGCCGCGCUCCUCAACGUCUUCCCUCCCAGCUCGGUAGCAGGCAAGGCCCCCGUCAUCCCCCGCUCCGCCGACCACUGGCGCUACAAGGCGAACAGCGACCGCUACCGCGUACGCCUCUUCAAGCUCGAGCAACAGCAAGAAACACUGGGGUGGGGACAAACGAGCCUGCAGGUGAGCUCCUCCUUCUUCGGGAGGUUACGCCGCCCUUCGUGGGGACCAGCGCUCUCCCCGACUUCUACUGGACCGCACGCUGAACUCGGACCGCAGACGCCAUUGACGCCCAAGACCCCGCGAAGCCCCGUCACCACAAAGGUCGUGGAGAUUAUGCCCUUUUGCCAGCGGGAUCUGGAGCCAGAGCAUGUUUACGUUCUUGACGCCUUCUUCGAAAUGUACAUUAUUGUUGGUUCUCUAUCUCGCUCGCAGGCUCAGGCUUUCUCCACCGCCCUCUUGUUCGCGCAGGAGUACGGCAUGCUCGCUGUUUCCGAGGAGGACCGCCCGUUCAUGCCAUUCACGAAUGUCGUCCUCGAGGGCGUGCCCCGCGACAUGAAAGCUAUCUUCAGACACUGGGAGGACGCGCUUAUCCCUGCAGCUGGCCUGAUGAGCGGCAAGUUGGGCCGCGGCAAGAGCCUGAGGAUCGUUGGGCUCGAAAAGGCCAUUGAGGCUACGCGGCGAUGAGCAUCGUCGUUUUAGACUUGCACGUAUAUAUCUUAUCUUCUCAGCAUCACGGGGCAUGGCGAAAUGGGGGGUGGUGUCGUCACUAAACAUAGACUCCUAUGGAGUGGUUUUUUGUAGUUCUUGCAUACAUCUUUCACUCAUUGUAUCAUGUUGAUGUUGCGUGACAUCGCAUGAUAUGGCUAGAGGUUUGGAUGAAACUGUGUUGAAUUGUUUGUGCUUGAUGUGCAGGAUACCACCUCCAUACGACUGAAAAUAUGAGGUGACGCGUCUUUUGUAGUGAAAGACGCGAUGUAAACAAAAACAAGAUGUGACGCUCUAGAUCUAUUCUAAGCCAGCACCAUCCCGAGAAUUUGCGCCUCGCCUUCCCCAAACUCCCAUAUUAGCAAAACCA
Messenger RNA from Dothidotthia symphoricarpi CBS 119687, 6038 nucleotides. RefSeq lists its product as uncharacterized. Gene Ontology annotation, biological process: barbed-end actin filament capping; actin filament severing. The record is from RefSeq and is a predicted model, not a curated record. Bases 239 to 5647 code for a protein of 1802 amino acids. NCBI's taxonomy places the organism in Eukaryota, Fungi, Ascomycota, Dothideomycetes, Pleosporales, Dothidotthiaceae. The transcript is spliced from 3 exons. Gene Ontology annotation, molecular function: phosphatidylinositol-4,5-bisphosphate binding; actin filament binding.